Chaetomium globosum CBS 148.51 is the source of this 2661-nucleotide messenger RNA. RefSeq lists its product as uncharacterized. Gene Ontology annotation, molecular function: DNA binding; DNA-binding transcription factor activity, RNA polymerase II-specific; zinc ion binding. Gene Ontology annotation, biological process: DNA-templated transcription; regulation of DNA-templated transcription. The record is from RefSeq and is a predicted model, not a curated record. The coding region runs from base 1 to 2661 and encodes 886 amino acids. Lineage: Eukaryota; Fungi; Ascomycota; Sordariomycetes; Sordariales; Chaetomiaceae. The transcript is spliced from 3 exons.
AUGCCAGGAAUUCUUCCCAUGAAAGUCAUCAAGGUGGGCACCAGCUCGCAAAGUCGCAUUGCGCAGGCUUGCGACAGGUGCCGCAGCAAGAAGAUUCGUUGCGAUGGGAUCCGCCCGACUUGCUCGCAGUGCGCCAAUGUCGGUUUCGAGUGCCGCACCAGCGACAAACUCAGUCGCCGAGCUUUCCCGAGGGGCUACACUGAAUCGUUGGAGGAGCGCGUGCGGGCGUUGGAGGCUGAAGUCCGGGAACUGAAGGACUUGUUGGAUGAGAAGGACGAGAAGAUCGACAUGCUAUCGAGGAUGCACGGCAAUCGACGGGUGCAGAGCGAGCAAUGCCAAAACCAACCGGCUGCCGACGCAAAGAAGGAUUCUGGACCACAGGCGAAGGAGGAUACAUUCCGAGUCCAAGCCUCGCCGCUGCUGCUGGGUGUUGAGAACUCGGACUCUUACUUUAUGGGCGCUUCUAGCGGCCGCGGAUUCAUUGAAUCCCUCAAGCGAAAGAUGCAGGAGAGUGGCAAAUCUUGCUCCGACUUCAAUCCAGAGGCUUUCCUGCACAUCCAGGGGUGUUACCCUCUCACAGCGAAGCCGUCCGGCCAGACGAUGAGGAUACCGCCACGCUUGUUCUCAGACAGAUGCGUCAAUGUCUACUUUCAGGAGUGGGCGCCUUUGUUCCCCGUCCUUCACAAACCCACCUUCCUUCGCGUUUACGAGGAAUUUGUUGCGGAUCCGGAGAAGGUCAAGAACAACCAUAAGCUCGCACAGCUCCAUUUGGUCUUCGGCAUCGCGGCUCUGUCCGGCGAGCAGCCCGAUCUCGACCAGAUCGCCGCCUGCGAACAACAAUGGCAAAGAUCCUUGGAGGCGGUCCUCAUGGACAACACCAUGGUGACGCUGCAAUGUCUGUUGCUCGCCCUUGUAUACUGCACCAUCAGGGCCGACUAUAAGAGGUUGCAGCAUUACAAGGGUAUUGCUGUUGGCUUAUCGCUCCGGCUUGGCCUGCACCAGAGUCAAAAACGAUUUUCUUUCGGCGUGCUCACCAUUGAAACCCGGAAGAAGGUCUUCUGGACCCUUUACACCCUCGAUUGUUUCUCUGCUGCUAUCCUGGGUCUGCCCAAGCUCCUAAAAGAAGAAGAUGUGCACACUGAAUUUCCCUCGGAUACCGACGACGAGUACGUCACCGAAAAAGGAUUCCAGCCGAGCCUUCCGGGCGAGGCGACUCGGCUGUCCAACGCCCUGGCUCUGUUCAGAGGAGCCCAGAUCUUGGGCAAGGUUUUGGAGAAAAUCUAUCCCUCUGCAACCUCUCACGAACUCUCGCUCCAGCAACUGUCUGCCCUUGGGGCGGAACUCGACGAGUGGUAUGAGAAGUUACCUCCUCACCUCAAACUCACCUUCAAGCAAGACAAGCCAUCGACCGACAUUACCGGCAGCCGGUCACCAAUCCUGGCUCUUGCAUACUACUACACUCGUACUCUUAUCUACCGGCCCGCUGUCGCGUCUAGCCUGGGGCCGAAGGCGGCUUCUGCGCAUAUUGCGAUUAGCGAGUCGAGCAAGCGCAUCAUCCAGAUCAUCCAACUACUCGAGGAACGGAGCAUGUCAUUUUCGUUCUGCCUCAACAAGGCGGACACGCUUGUUCUCUGCGGCAUGGUUCUGCUCUACCAAACGCUGGACCUCAAGCAGGACAGCAAGAUGUUGCAAGACAAUGAGAGGCUUGUGAAUGACGUGAUCAAGGCCGCCGACAAGGCCAAGGCGCCUGGUUGCUAUGAUCUCAAGAGAAUCGCAGCAAUGCUGGUUGCCGUCGAUGAGCCCGAACCGCAAUCGCUACCCACGCCCCCUAGACAGAGCCCGGAUGCCUGUCUCGCUGCUCCCCCAACGCAACGGGCUACGACCAACGCCGGUCACAAAACACACACGGCAUUUGGGCGCCACCUGGCUGCCAGCAUGAGCGAAACCGACCUCCUAUUACAGCAAGAAAAGCUCCGCAGGAUGACCAUGCCGCAUCCGCACCACCGAGCGGAGCAGUUAGCCCCGCGUUCAAGAGGAUCUUUCGACAGCCCGCGGCCGACCGCCCCUCUCUCGCAACGCGACCACCGAUUAUCCCUCAGCCAAGCCCACGUCGCACAAGCAGCAAUGCUCCGCCUAUCAACCUCGCCAAACCCAAAACACCACACGAUGGACUACCUUCACCUCGAUUCCCACUCUCAGCCGCCCUCUUCUCCCGCCCAGACCCGCGGCGGCCCCCACCUUUCAACAAUCCAAACACACCAAGCCCAGCUCUACUCACAGCUCCAGAAGGGAUCCGACGUCUCGACCGCCGAGUGGGAGGCUUUGCUCGGCUCUAUCGAGGGCGGGCAGCACAACUUGUACGACGCGAUCUACGGCGGCCCGGGACUAUCGCUGACGGAGACGCCUACAUCAGCAACGACGAACCAUACCACAACGACGUGGUCGCCCGACUCGUGGGACCUAUCACAGUUCAACCUGAGCGAAUUUGGGCCUGGCGCGGACGCGGGUGCGGGCUCGUCGCACAGCCUGAGUGAGGACAGCUUGAGCUCAAGUGAUGACUUGGUCAGUGUGGAGAGUGCGAUGGAUUAUCGGGGCGGCAUGAUGCCCGUCACGACGGCGGAUGGGUUUGUCCUGGAUGGGUUGGAUGGCUUUAGGCUUUAG